UAGUUCCGCUGACUCCGUCCUCCACCACCCUCCUCUCUCUCUCUCUCUCUCAUCGUCUCUUUUACGUCAUAACCACAAUACAAUCCACAACAAACCCAAAUGGUAGACGAUAAGCAAAGUCAAGCCUCUCUCUCUCAAUCUUAACUCUUAAGUAAUUCUACUUCUCUCUCUCUCUCUCUCCCCCAUUUCUCUGCUUUCUCAGAACGCAAACAAAAAUUCGAAACCAGAGCUCGUUAAUGGUGACGACCCACAUGGCGAUUCUCUGGAAUUUGCUCGUAGCUUCGUGGGUUUUGUCGAUUGUCUUGGUGUGCACUGUAGAUGCUCGAUUCGUGGUCGAAAAGGAGAGUAUCAGUGUACUCUCCCCUUUGGAGCUUCGCUCGAAGCGUGACGGUGCGAUUGGGAACUUUGGAGUUCCUGUGUAUGGAGGAUCUAUGGUGGGCGCUGUUGUUUACCCUGAUAAGGGCUUUUCUGGUUGUAAUCCCUUCGAUGGUGAUAAACCCUUCAAGUCAAAGUUUCGUCUUCCAGUUAUUCUGCUUCUCGAUCGUGGAGACUGCUACUUUGCCAAGAAGGUAUGGAAUGGGCAACAGGCUGGUGCUGCAGCAGUUCUGGUGGCUGAUAGCGUAAACGAACCUCUGAUAACUAUGGAUUCUCCUGAGGAGAGCUCCGAGGCAGAUGGAUACAUAGAAAAGAUUGAGAUUCCAUCGGCUUUAAUAGAACGGGCCUUUGGUGAAAGCUUGAAGGCUGCAUUAAAGAAAGGUGAUGAAGGUGUCGUGAUAAAACUAGACUGGUCAGAGUCAAUGCCCCACCCAGAUGAGAGGGUUGAGUAUGAGCUGUGGACUAACAGCAACGAUGAGUGUGGAAUUCGCUGCGAUGAGCAAAUGAAUUUCGUUAAAGAUUUCAAAGGCCACGCUCAGAUUCUUGAGAAGGGUGGUUUCGCACAGUUCACACCUCACUAUAUAACUUGGUAUUGUCCUCGACCUUUUGUCCUUAGCAGUCAGUGCAAGUCACAGUGUAUAAACCACGGACGAUACUGUGCACCUGAUCCGGAGCAGGAUUUUGGAGUGGGGUAUCAAGGGAAGGAUGUGGUGUAUGAGAAUUUAAGGCAGCUGUGUGUCCAUAGAGUUGCCAAUGAAACAAACCGGUCUUGGGUUUGGUGGGAUUACGUGACAGAUUUCCAUAUCAGGUGUUCGAUGAAGAAAAAGAGAUAUAGCAAAGAAUGUGCCGAAGAUGUCAUGAAAUCGCUUGAUCUGCCAAUUGAGAAGAUAAAGACAUGCAUGGGAAACCCAGAAGCCGAUGUAGUAAAUGAAGUCCUAAAGUUGGAGCAAGAGCUCCAGGUUGGACGAGGUUCUCGUGGUGACGUUACCAUCUUGCCAACGCUGGUCAUAAAUAACGUUCAGUACCGAGGAAAAUUGGAGAGGACGGCUGUGCUGAAGGCUGUAUGUGCUGGAUAUAAGGAGACCACAGAGCCUCGAAUUUGUUUGAGUGCAGAUCUUGAGACCAAUGAGUGUCUCGAAAAGAAUGGUGGCUGUUGGCAAGACACAAAUGCUAAUGUAACUGCUUGCAAGGACACGUUUAGGGGAAGAGUUUGCGAGUGUCCUUUGGCAAAUGGUGUGCAGUAUAAAGGAGAUGGUUAUACAUCCUGUGAAGCUAUGGGACCUGGAAGGUGUACACUAAACAGUGGAGGCUGCUGGUCAGAUACUAGAGACGGAAAAACAUUCUCAGCUUGCUCAGAGUCUGAUCUCACUGGCUGUCGCUGUCCAAAAGGUUUUCGCGGGGAUGGUCAUACAUGUGAAGACAUUAACGAAUGCAAGGAACGUCUAGCAUGUCACUGUGAUGGCUGCACCUGUAAGGACACGUGGGGUGGAUAUGACUGCAAGUGUGGUGGUAACAAGUUGUAUAUAACAGAUCAAGACACAUGUAUUGAAAGAAGUUCAUCGAAAUUUGGAUGGUUCAUUGCCUUCUUGGUCAUAGCGUCUGUAGCAGGUGCUGGUAUUGCUGGUUAUAUAUUCUACAAAUACAGGCUCAGGUCUUAUAUGGACUCAGAGAUAAUGGCUAUUAUGUCACAGUACAUGCCGCUUGACAACCAGCACAAUAAUCAAGUCGUCCACCACGAUGCUGAACCUCUACGCCAAGGUUCAUCCGUGUAAGGAAGGAACAGAAGUUCAAGUAAUCACUGCUGAAAGAAAAGCUUGAAUGGGGAGGGUUGGAUUUCCAUGGUUGAGGAAUUUCGCAUCCAUCAAUGGACUCUGGUGAGGAUGGCAGUGUCAAGGAUUUAUACACAGGAUUUCUUCAAAAGACACUUCAUUUCUUUCUUCUCUUAUUCUUCUUCUUCUUCCUCUUCCCAUUUUCCCCCUUUUUUUUAUUAAAAAAAAAAUUCCCUUGUGUAAAUAAAAUAAUUGAGAUGUAAAUGGAGGCUUGUAGUUGAGAAUUUAUAGCAAAAAGAAAAUAAUAAUGUUGAGGAUUUGUGACAAUAUAAAAAUCAAACUAAACCUUAAGUUCUAUUAUGUGUACGAAUAAAUCUAGAAAAAUGAAAGAGGAUAUGUUGAAUAAGAUGCCAUAGUCUCUUUGGCUCA
Camellia sinensis is the source of this 2573-nucleotide messenger RNA. RefSeq names its product vacuolar-sorting receptor 6. NCBI's taxonomy places the organism in Eukaryota, Viridiplantae, Streptophyta, Magnoliopsida, Ericales, Theaceae. The record is from RefSeq and is a predicted model, not a curated record. Gene Ontology annotation, molecular function: calcium ion binding.